AUGUUGUUUUCAUACAUUCCAACAUUGAUUGCUCUUCUCGGAGCCGUUAAUGCUUUGGGUGGUCAAACUAACAUUGCUUUCCAACAAAAGGGCCUGCAUGGCAACAAUAAGGAAAUCACGUUACACGACCAUUCAAGCACUGCUACUUUAUUCUUGGAUCAAAACGAUUGGCCUGGUGUUAAUCGUGCUGCUGAAGAUUUAAGUGACGAUUUCAGAAAGGUUACUGGUCAUGCCUUACCAGUUUCCAACUAUACUAGUUCCAACGAUAUCUGUAAAAAGAUUCAUGGUUCAGUUGAAAAUGCUAUUAUUAUUGGUACCAUUGGUAACAACACCCUUAUCCAAAACUUGAUUAAGGAAAAGAAGAUCAAUGUCGAUAAGAUCAAGGGUAAAUGGGAAUCCUACAUUCAAGAACAAGUUGAAAACCCAGUUCCAUGUAUUAAGAAUGCCUUAGUCAUUGCUGGUAGUGACAAGAGAGGUGCUAUUUUCGGUGCUUAUGAUAUUUCCGAACAAAUCGGUGUUUCCCCAUGGUAUUACUUUGCUGAUGUCGUCCCACAAUCUCAUGACUCUAUUUAUUUCUCUGGUUCCAAGACCCAAGGUGAGCCAGGGGUCAAGUACAGAGGUAUCUUCAUUAACGAUGAACAACCUGCUAUUGCUGCGUGGGUUGCUGAAUUCUUCCCUGAAGGUAAGUACAACUCCUACUUUGUCCACCAAUUCUAUGUUAAGCUCUUUGAAUGUUUGUUAAGAAUGAGAGCCAACUACUUGUGGCCAGCUAUGUGGGCAUCUAUGUUUGGUGUUGAUGAUCCAGAAAACCAAUAUUGGGCUGACUACUAUGGGGUGGUUAUGGCUACUUCUCAUACUGAACCAUUAAUGAGAGCCACCAACGAAUGGUCUACCUUUGGUAAGGGUGCUUGGGAUUAUAGUACCAACAAGGAUAACAUUGUUUCCUUCUGGAAGGAUGGUAUUGAAAGAUCUAAGCCAUUCGAAAAUGUUUGGACUAUGGGUAUUAGAGGUUUUGGUGAUACUCCAAUCUCUGGUGGUGUUGAAACUUCUUUAUUGGAAGAUGUUAUUGCUACUCAACGUGAAUUGUUAGGUCAAUACUUUGGUAACAGUUCUGUCACUGAUAUUCCACAAUCAUGGUGUUUGUAUAAGGAAGUUCAAUCUUAUUAUGAAGCUGGUAUGCCAGUUCCUGAUGACAUCACUUUAUUGUGGGUUGAUGAUAACUGGGGUAACAUUAGAAGAUUGCCACUUAACAAUGAAACUUCUAGGUCUGGUGGUGCUGGUGUCUACUACCAUUUCGAUUAUGUUGGCGAUCCAGUUGAUUACAAGUGGAUCAACACCAUCUCUAAUGAAAAGACUUGGGAACAAAUGCAUUUGGCUAAGGAAAGAGGUGCUGACAGAAUCUGGUUAGUCAAUGUCGGUGAUAUCAAGCCAUUAGAAGUACCAAUUGAAUAUUUCAUUUCCUUAGGUUACCACUACGAUGUUUGGGGUCCAAUUAACAAGGUCUUUGAAUACACUGAAGCUUGGGCCCAAAGAGAAUUCGGUCAAUGGUACAAAAACACCACUGAAAUUGCUGAUAUUGUUGAUCUUUAUGGUUUCUUAAUUAACAGAAAGAAGUAUGAAUCCUUGAACGCCACUACUUAUGCUAUUUACAACUACCAAGAAGCCGACACUGUCUUACAACAAUGGUCUGACUUAUCCGCUAGAGCUUGGAAUGUUUACAACCAAUUACCAAAGAAUGUCCAACCUUCUUUCUUCCAAUUAGUCUUGCACCCAGUUAACGCUGGUUACAUUGUCCAUGAUAUUAUGAUUUCUGCUGGUAAGAACAAUGUCUAUGCUGAACAAAGAAGAAACCAAGCUAACUCCUUGGCCACCUAUGUUCAAACGAGAUUUGGUGAUGAUCACUCUUGGAAGAACCAAUGGGAUUCUAUGCUUAAUGGUAAAUGGCACCACAUGAUGGAUCAAACUCACUUGGGUUACUUCUUCUGGCAACAACCAAUGAGAGAUGUCAUGCCUCCUGUUUCCAUUUGUCAAGCUGAUGAUAAUAACUUGGCUGGUGCUAUGGGUGUUACUGUUGAUCAAUCCAGAGGUUCUGUUCCAGGUGAUGAUUUAUACAAUGCUGUUGCUUACUCUAACAACACUUUGAUUACUCCACCACAAGAUCCAUACACUGGUAACACUUUUAUCGAAAUCUUCAACAGAGGUAAUGAAGAUGUCAACUUCAAGGUUUCUUCUGAAAAUGAUUUUGUUACUCUUUCUCAAACCACUGGUUACAUUUCUGCCACCAACGACAGUAUCUGGAACUCUGUUAAGGUUUGGGUUGAAGUUGAUUGGUCAAAGGCACCAGAAGGUUCCAACAUUGUUUUCAUUGAUGUUACUUCCAACACUACUUAUGGAUUCUUUGGUCCACCACAAAUCCAUGUUCCAAUUAACAAGAACCAAGCCCCAACUAACUUCAAGGGUUUCAUUGAAGCUGGUGAAGUUAUUUCCAUCGAAGCAGAACAUUUCUCCAAGAAGGUUGACAACAACAAGGUUAACUAUGAAGUUAUUAACAGAUAUGGUAGAACCUUAUCUGGUGUUACUUUAUUCCCAGUUACUGCUGAUUCUCAAACUUCUGAUGCCAAUGCCCCACACUUGGAAUAUGACUUCUACUCAUUCUCUACUCCAGCUUACGGUACUAACAUCACCGUUUACACUUCCCCAUCCUUGAACACUUACCCAGCCCGUCCAUUGAAGUAUGCCAUUGCUAUUGAUGAUGAACAACCACAAGAAGUUCAAUUGGUCAUUGACACCACUAAUCCAUUGAACAUGCCUGAUCACUGGGAACAAGCUGCUUCAGAUACUAUUUGGUUACAUAACACUACUCAUAAUAUUUCCUCUUCUGGUCAACAUACUUUGAAAUUGUGGGCUUUGGAACCAGGUGUAGUUUUCCAAAAGGCUGUUAUUGAUUUUGGUGGUGUUGUUCCAAGUUUCUUGGGUCCUCCAGAAACAUACCGUCAACAAUAAACUAGUUUAGUUAGUUAGAUGAUUGUUUUCAUUUUAAAAUGAUUGUUUUGUUUUCAA
This is a messenger RNA of Spathaspora passalidarum NRRL Y-27907, 3060 nucleotides long. RefSeq lists its product as uncharacterized. NCBI's taxonomy places the organism in Eukaryota, Fungi, Ascomycota, Pichiomycetes, Serinales, Debaryomycetaceae. The record is from RefSeq and is a predicted model, not a curated record. The transcript has a single exon. The coding region runs from base 1 to 3003 and encodes 1000 amino acids.